AUGUUUGAGCCCGAUUUCGAGGGCCGGGUUGAGCUUAUUGCGGUUGAGCUGAAGAAAGGCUUCAACCUAGAAUUUUUUAGCAACUUCCGCGUACCGUCGCGUGCGGUGCUGGAUGCCCCGGUGCUGGGAGACGCAAGAGGUAUCCUUGCGAAUUUGGGGAAGUUUGAGAAGCGCAUUCCCAAAAAGAAUGCGGAGAAGAAAACGAAAAGAGGACCACAGCAGAAGGCUGCUGUUGGUGGUGAACCAAAGCGUCGGAGACUGCAAACCAAAAGGGCUGCUCCGGCGCAAAAGAAACCUGCAGUUGCUGCUGAAUCCCGAGAUGCAGGGUAUUCUUUCUUUGACUUCCCUUCGUCUCCCCUGCAUACCGCUGCUGCGGGUGCGGGGGUAUCGAAGGAGACUGUUGCGCCCAAGGAGCCUACGGCCCCUUUUGUUGGGCCGGUUCGCGAUCCCACCGUGAAGAAGACGGUGGAAACGACUGCUGACCAAAUAUUCGACACUGGGGAUGAUAUUUCUAAUGACCCUUCUGCGUGCAAGGAGAUUUUGGGUGGUCUGGGCACCCCGUUUGAAGUUGAUCGUGCCCGUUCGGCACCCCGUGAGCUGCGGAUCAACCAACUUUCUACCAUGCUAGUAGGAAGUUCCAUAAUGGCGAACGCCAUUUUGGAAGACUAUCGGGUGUUAGGCCGCAGAGAGGAUGAAGCUGCUCGCUUGCGGGCCGAAGCGGAAGAGUUGGUUCGUACUCUUGCCAAACUUCUUUCCGAUGAACGCAAGAAUUGGAAUGAAAAGUAUUCCAAUGAGCGCAAGAAGUGGAAUGAAUCUUGGGCGAAGCAGAAUGACACUCUGUUUCGUGCUCGGCAGGAGUUCACGAACGUCAAGGCAGCGAACGUUGCCUUGGGAAGAGAAAAAGCUGCAGCUGAGGCCAUUGCGGUUAAAGCGCAGCAAGCUGAGGCCCUGGCUAUUAAGGCGCUGGACGAGGUCAAGGAAGCGGGGGCCCGUACUGCGAAGGCCCUUGAUGAGGCCAAAGAGAGGGAAAACCGCAUUUCGAAAGCUCUGGAAGAGGCGAACGCGGAGCGUACCCGCUUGGGUAGGGUUGUUGCCAGCCUUCAGGCUGAGGUUCAGGCCCGGGAGGUCGCAGUUGGAGACCUUACUGCUCGCGUGUCGGUUGCGGAAGAGCGGGCUGAUGCCGCUGUUGAGGCCAAGGAUGCCUUGGUGUCCUCUAUGGACCAGCUGAAGGCGGACCCGAUCUGGGUUCCAUGGUGUGGAUACCGAGUCGCUUCUUAA
Messenger RNA from Helianthus annuus (common sunflower), 1278 nucleotides. RefSeq lists its product as uncharacterized. Bases 1 to 1278 code for a protein of 425 amino acids. The transcript has 8 exons. The record is from RefSeq and is a predicted model, not a curated record. Lineage: Eukaryota; Viridiplantae; Streptophyta; Magnoliopsida; Asterales; Asteraceae.